Molecule: messenger RNA, 1539 nt
Organism: Durusdinium trenchii
Lineage: Eukaryota; Dinophyceae; Suessiales; Symbiodiniaceae
Source: the annotation of a GenBank genome assembly
CAACGUGUGACCUCUCAAUCACCUCCCGACUCCCGACCAAGUUAGAGUCGGCAUUGUCGCGGAGUCCGGACGGUCCAUUGGCCUUGAAGACUGGCGAACGCAGCGCCGGACAGUUUUCUUCGGACGACCCAGUCCUCCAGCCCAUGCGGAUUCACGUGCGUCUCCUGAGCGGGCGCCUGGCCUCGGUGGACAGCCUGGGUCCUGAGAGCUUCGUCUAUGACUUGCGCCGCCGGGCGGAGAAGGAUCUGCAAGUUGGCAUCUCAUCUCUGUCGUGCCGAAACGAAGUCUUGAGUGGAACGUCCACCCUGGCCGAAGUGGGCCUGGAGGACGGCGACACGGUGAAUGCGGUGGUGCGAAGGCCCACCUUGGCCUCCUCCAUCCGAUGCCCCAGCUUUGUGCUGAUCCAGGGGGAUGGAAGUCUGGUCACCUGGGGUGCUGGAUCCUCCACCUCUCAGCCACCUUGUGUGCAGCAAGUGGCCUUGUCAGAGACCGCCUGUGCAGCGGUGCGGGAGGCCGGGGAUGUGGUGACUUGGGGCGAAGCGAAGCAGUGUGACACUCACCUGGUCCAGAAUCAUCUCAAGAAUGUGCGAGAAGUUGUCGCUACAGGACAUGCUUUCGCAGCACUGAGGGAAGAUGGCGAGGUGGUGACAUGGGGGCAUAUUGUCAGCGGGGGCGAGAGCAACCAAAUCCGGAACAAGCUUCAUGCAGUUCGACAAAUCGCAUCUUCCAUGCACGCGUUUGCAGCGCUUCGAAAAGAUGGAAGUGUAGUGACUUGGGGAGAAAACGAAUCUGGUGGUGACAGCAGCAAAGUGCAAGCCCAGCUCCGCGAAGUCCAUGCGAUCAUCGGCGCGGAUUUCGCCUUCACCGCCGUGUUGUUCGAUGGCAGCGUGGUCACCUGGGGUGAUGAAGCCAGUGGCGCUGAUAGUAGCCAUGUACAACAGGAUCUCUUCGCGGUGAAGCAGGUGGUCGCCACUUGCGACGCCUUUGCAGCGCUUCGUCAGGAUGGCCGUGUGGUCACCUGGGGCGACGGCGCCGCGGGCGGCGACAGCAGCACGGUGCAGGAGCAGCUGCGAGGUGUCCGGCAGGUCUUUGCCUCGUCGAGGGCCUUCGCUGCAGUGCGUCACGAUGGCAGUGUCGUGACCUGGGGUGAUGAGGCCUGCGGUGGCGACAGCAGUUUGGUCCAAAGCCAACUGCAGGGCGUGCGGGAGAUCGCGGCCUCCUCGCAAGCCUUCGCGGCCAUUUUAGACGAUGGACAUGUGGUCACCUGGGGCAACAAGGCCUCCGGAGGAGAUAGCCAACGUGUUCAAGGGGAACUCCAUUCUGUUGAACAAGUUCAAGGUUCCCGAGGGGCUUUUGCCGCCUUGCGAGAGGAUGGUAAGCUCAUCACAUGGGGACAUGCAGCUUUUGGCGGCAGUGGGCCGCUAGGAAGCUGAUGGCUCGGCCCGGUGGGCGCACGAUGGGCUCGGCCCGGAAUGGAACACAGCAGAUCAAGGGAGAUGAGGGACUGGAAAUGACACGAAAUGCAUCAAUCAUUGCGGC